Monodelphis domestica (gray short-tailed opossum) is the source of this 2293-nucleotide messenger RNA. Its product is annotated as BRCA1-A complex subunit Abraxas 1-like. Lineage: Eukaryota; Metazoa; Chordata; Mammalia; Didelphimorphia; Didelphidae. Gene Ontology annotation, biological process: mitotic spindle assembly; protein K63-linked deubiquitination; attachment of spindle microtubules to kinetochore. Gene Ontology annotation, cellular component: nucleus. Gene Ontology annotation, molecular function: microtubule binding; polyubiquitin modification-dependent protein binding. The record is from RefSeq and is a predicted model, not a curated record.
CCGCAACUCUGGGGGGGUGGGGGCGGAUCAUUUAACCUGUCAAUCAUUUCAGCCAUUUUUCUUCUUAUGCAAACUAGUAAGUCACUGCAGCCCUUUUGAAUCCCCGUGUCACCUGACUCAUUUCGAGGGGCUGCAAGUUCAGUCAGGUGACUAAGGAUAGGCGCUCAGUGCGUAGUCCCUCGGUCGUCGUGAAGGAAGGAGGCUCCCGCGCUCCUCUGAGGAGAAGGGGAAAAAUGGACCAACCGGGCAGUAACGUGCUGCCCACUGACACCCAAGUCCGGGCACGAUCUGCAGAGGGCGCUAGCGAGUCCAGUCCGCUUACCCGUCCCCGAGGCCGGGGCCUGCGCCGUCUGGUUUCGCCUGGCCGCUCGGCCACCCGGAGAAGACGGAGGCAGAGGAGGGAUAGAAGUGGCCUACCAAGCAGUAAGAUGGAGGAUAAUGUCCCGGUGAAGCUCUCGGGGUUCGUGCUGGGUUCCCUCGUUUUCCAGCACCUCAACGCGGACGGCGAUUCGGAAGGUUUUCUUGUUGGGGAAAUGCAAGGUGAAGCCACAAGCAGCAGCAUUACAGACUAUCGAUCAGAUACUCUUGAAGUUGUGAAUGUGAUUGACAUACAAAGAUACAUUCCAUGCUUUCGGGCUUUCAGCUUUUAUAGCUCAUCAGGUGAAGUCAACGAGGAGAUUCUGAAGAAGCUCUGCAGUGAUAAGAAUGUGAUUGGAUGGUACAAAUUCAGAUGCAAUUCAGACCAGAUAAUCACAUUGCGAGAGAAGAUACUCCACAAAAAUUUGCAGCGACUUCUUUUGAAUCCGGGAUUUGUUUUUCUGUUACUAACACCGAACAUCAUCACAGAAAACUGCUCCACUUAUACAAUGGAUUAUGCAUUACAUGUGCUUAAGGAUGGAUUUUUCCAAAGAAUGCCUUUAAUUGUGUCCAACUUAGCUGUGUCAGAGCAGCAGGGAUAUAAGACUGUGCCAGGUGCCUGUACAUCCAUUGGCUUUAGCCAAGCCACCUGCAUACACAGGUCAGAUUUUUUUGAUCAAGAUGGAAAUUUAAGAGACGUACCAAAGAUAAGUCAACUUUGUGCCAGUAUGCAGGAAGAAUUAAAGAAAGCAAGCAUUGAACUAUUUGAAAGUGAGAAAUUAACAGGAAAAUUACUGAAGGAUGUAAAAAGACUAAAAGAAGAAGUUGCAAAAAGAAAGAGAGAAAAACAAGCAUCAGCACUAAGAAGCCGUCACCCGGAAGGAGAAGAGAAUGUCUUACUCUGCCAAGCUUUACGUACAUUUUUCCCAGAUCAGGAAUAUCUUCAUUCAAGUACUCUAACUUUGCAAGGCAAGCAGGUUUCCGUAACACCCUGUACAACUGAGCAUAAGCUCGAUGUUGUGGAUGAGUUAACUCUGAUGGUAGAAAGCUCUGAUGAAGCUCCAGAAGAUGGUAAUGGAGCAAGAGGUGAAGUUAAGCAUGAACCUCUUGAGUUAGGUGAAGAGAAAAUACAAGUGUUAGAAUAUGAACUUAAAGGAGAGGGUGAAGGAGAUGAUCAGGGCAAAGUACUGGCAACCAGUGUUGAGCCAGAUGAAGAGAUUGAGGAUAUUGAAUACCAAAAGUCACCGACUUUCUGAGCUUCAUGCUUUUUUCCCUUAUGCCAACUGGCCUAACGGGAGUGGGGGGGGGGGAAUUACUGUGUGUUAAAAUGUUCGUUAGAUAAGCUCUUGUAAUUUUCUAAAGUGUUGUUGCUUCAUAGAUAAUAUUUUGGAAAACUAUUGCUACAUGGAGAAUAUGGCAUUAUUUUUAUUUUUAGUAAAAGGCUGAAAAGAGUAUGGCAAAGACUGCUGGUCGUGUUCCAAGUUGUUGUUUGUUUUUGUAAAUCAAAGUUUUCGCUGUAAUAUUACAAAGUUUUAUGUGAAAAGUUAAGCCACUUUAAGUGAAAAGAUGAAAUAUAGAGCUCUGUAUGUACAUGAAAUAUCUCUGUCAAAAACCAUCCUAAAAACUGAAGCUUUCUUUUUUGCUUUGGUCUAAGAAAUACAGGCCAAAUGAAUUUCAGAACUCGUCUCCCCGAGUUUUCACUGCAUCCUUUUUUCCUGCUUAGUCAAAGUCUGAACUAGUUAGCAAUCAAACCGUGUCUGUCUGUAUAUAUCUGACUAGAAACUAAGUACCUUGAUGGCAAGCACUUUGGGGGCACAUCUUUGUAGCCCAAUGGUAGUGAUGCACUUAACUAAUGGCUGCUGAAGAAAUGAAUUGUACUUGUUUCUUAAGUCCACCCUGUUGUUUCAAUAAAAGAUGUUAUCCCUUAAAUUCAAAA